AUUUAAUAGGAGCAUAGAUAAAACUUUUGCAUUGCAUGUGUGGUGUAGUGUUUAUAAUGGGAGGAAAAAUCGCUGUCAUCGCCGUUCUACUCCUUGGACAUGAAGUCAUAAGUCACAAUUGCAACCAAAGUGACACGUACCUCAAAUGCGACGUCGUAGAGUUCAAAGCUGGAGAUGCGCUGGAUACAACCCCAAUAAUUGACAAAUCUGGGAUAAAAUCGAUCGUUUUUGCGGACAGUCGGCUCAAUGUAUUACCCCGUAACGUUUUCGCGGAGUUUCCACAUCUACGACAGUUAUACGUAAAUAACAGCGGUGUAAAGCAAGUAAUGUCCGAAGCGUUCUCCCAUUUAACGGUCCUGGAAGAAUUGCAUUUGGAGCAGAAUAAUUUAACUAGACUCGAGAACAUGAGUUUUUUCGGCCUGAAAUCGUUAAAGCUGUUGAAGCUUUCACAGAACCAGAUUGAAACUGUGGAAGUGGACGCGUUCGUUGGUCUAAUCGACUUGCGACUUUUACUGCUAGAUCGGAAUAAGAUCCAGACCGUGCAGUCGGCGCUGUUCGCAUUUGUCUCCAAUCUUCCCGGAGACCCAAUUGCUAUGGAAACGUUUUCGAAACUCAACAAUUCGCUCGAUUUGGCUAAUUUUCCAUCGAGUUUGCAAGUACUGGACUUGGCCGGUAACGAAAUAGUGACCGUCACUAACUGGCCAUCUAUGCGGAACAUGCUUCAUCUCAACCUGCACGGAAAUAAUAUUCGUGAGAUCGUUACCACGAACGAAAUAUUUCCAAAUUCCGAACCAUCUCGCUCAGCUGAAAAUUUAACCGAACUAAAUUUGGAGAAUAACCAUUUGGCGGAGCUCAAGAGUGACUUUUUCAGUGGGAUGAGUAAACUUCGGGUUCUGAACUUACGGUCCAAUAACAUAAGUGAAAUCGCCAGAGAGAGCUUUAAUAAUUUAACUGCGUUGGAGGAGUUGUACUUGUCCAACAAUUCACUGACUGCGAUUUUUGGUUAUUUUAAAGGUCUCGCCAAAUUGUCACAAUUGCAUUUGGCCAAGAACAAGAUUAGGGUGUUAUCGGCUUAUGCCUUUGAAGAUCUGGAGUCGUUACUGGUAUUGGAUUUGUCUCAAAAUCAACUGGUUUGGUUUGCGGGGAUAGCUAGCGUUAAUAACUACUUGUACUUCUUACAGAACAGCCAAGUUCACAAAGUAAAAAACUUAGCUAAAGGUGUAUCUGUCUUUCUGCCAGUAACAGACUUGAAUUUGGAGUAUAACAAUUUGAGCCAAAUCGUGGACGGGGUCUUACAUGGACUGCCGAACUUAACUAGCUUGAACCUGGCCAACAAUCGAAUUACCCAUCUCCGAGAGCAAAAUUUUGCUGGAACAAAGAAGUUAGAAACCUUAAUUUUGCGGAAUAACGAAUUGACCUCCCUCGAAAAUGGGCAGUUUAAAAUGCUUCCGUCACUGGCAAAGCUUGACCUUUCGAAAAAUCGGAUCACCAGCCUUGGCGAAGGUAUUUUUACCAAUUUUUCUGGUGGAACUAAGCACUCGAGCGGAUUAACAAAUUUGGAUUUGUCAAGUAAUUUAAUCGGCUCAAUUCAGGAAACCGACUUUUUUGGUUUAUCCCAGUUAGUCGAACUCAAGCUGCACCACAACAGAAUACAGCACAUUGGUAACGGUAGCUUCACAGACCUGUCCCAACUCACCCACUUAUACUUGCAAGCUAACCUCCUCAAAAACAUAACCAACGAAUGCUUUGAGAGCUUGAGCAGUUUGCAAGUGCUCGAGUUGAGUGAUAACCGACUCGAACAAAUCAGCGACCUUCAUGGCCUUGUUUCCUUAAGUCAUCUCUACUUAAGAAAGAAUCGCAUCCAGGAAGUACAGCCGGAUUGUUUCCGCGAUCUGGGUGCGCUUUUUCUGUUGGACCUUUCGUAUAACAACCUCAAAAACUUGGAGGAGUCGAUUUUUUAUAACCUAACAAAUUUGGCAAACGUCGAUCUAUCGCACAACCAUCUGACGAAACUCGAAGAAUCGACAUUCUCCACCCAAGAAAAUUUGAGGUUUUUGAACCUCUCAAAUAACCAAUUGACGUGCAUGGACCCAUGCGAAAUUAUAAGCUACUCCCAGUACACUGUGAACUUUGGGUUAUCUGAGAAUGUGUGGAACUGCACACUGUUGAGGGGAAUCGAUCGCGACCCCUCCAUCAACUUGAGCUGCCCUAGAAAAGAGCCCAAAAUCAACUCAACCCAAGACUUAAACUUGGGUAGGGGAACACACUCAUCAUCAACCCAAGCUAGUGCUUCGUACCCAUUUGAAUUUUCUGGCAAAGAUAUAGUACCCACUGUUAAUUAUCCCACAGCCGUUUCAAAUUUCAGCGGUCACUCUAAUUUUACUCACUCGUUAAGAGAUUAUGAUAAAGAUCUAACUGUACUCUUAAACAACUUUAGGCAUGAAAUGCUCGCACUGUAUGUACUAGUAAUUAUAAUGAUUCUUAUAGUACUAUUUUUAGUCGGUCUUAGAUAUGUAAGAUACUUUAGGGAAAAGUGCAGAAAUGGUUCAAGUGUGUAACAGCCCUUUUUGCAUAGACUGAAGUAAUAAACCUUUGCCGAUGGCAGUGAAUCUGUUAGACACUGAAGAUCAAUUUGGCCCGCAGUUGUUUAAGGAACUAAUGAAUCUCAAGUCCCAAGAAGGCAAAAAUAAAGUUU
Molecule: messenger RNA, 2695 nt
Organism: Photinus pyralis (common eastern firefly)
Lineage: Eukaryota; Metazoa; Arthropoda; Insecta; Coleoptera; Lampyridae
Product: insulin-like growth factor-binding protein complex acid labile subunit
Exons: 2
Coding region: 36-2558 (840 amino acids)
Molecular function (GO): protein binding
Source: RefSeq, a predicted model, not a curated record